Molecule: messenger RNA, 4447 nt
Organism: Peromyscus californicus insignis
Lineage: Eukaryota; Metazoa; Chordata; Mammalia; Rodentia; Cricetidae
Gene: Dspp
Product: dentin sialophosphoprotein
Exons: 5
Coding region: 1-2970 (989 amino acids)
Biological process (GO): dentinogenesis; odontoblast differentiation
Cellular component (GO): cytoplasm; nucleus
Molecular function (GO): collagen binding
Source: RefSeq, a predicted model, not a curated record
AUGAAAAUGAAGAUAAUUAUAUUUAUUUGCAUUUGGGCAGCCGCAUGGGCCAUUCCGCUUCCUCAAAUCAUACCAUUGGAAAGACGCAUUGUUGAAAAAUCUGUGAAUGUACCUUUUCUAGCACACUCAGGAACUCCAGCACAGAAUGAGUUGUACGUCAAUAACACCGUGAAGGACAGUAGUGACCCCCUGAAAGGGAGUGAAAUAGGAAGACAAGUGUAUACCAAGGACGGCUACAAAAGAGAAGGGAAUGGCUCUGAGUCAACAGACGCAGGAGGGACAAAUUCUACACGGCCCAUUUUAGCAAAUGAACAGGGGAACACUGCAGAUGAAAAUGAGGAUGUGGAAACUCAUGGUCGUGAUGAGAUACGUGCGAAAGGAGAGAACAGCACAGCGAAGGACAUCAGCAGCCAAGGAAGCAUCACUGAAAACGCCGGAGAAGCAAAGGAGAGUAAUGUCGAUGGACACGCUGGUCAGGACACAAAAGCUGGGGGUGCUGAUGAUGCGAGCCGGGAUGGAGACGCCACCCUUGUCCAGGGAGGUGGACCUCAAGUAGCUGGAAGCGAGGAUAGUACAAACCAUGAGGUUGGCAUACAUGGGGAUGGGGUUGGUACCCAUGAAACAACACCUCAGAGAGAAGAGGAGGGAAGUGGGGACAAGGGGGCUGAGGUAACUCCAAGCACUGAGGAUGACCCUGGUUUGGGUAAUACUGAUGGGAGUCCCAGCGGGGAUGGGGAAAAUGGGGAUGAGGACAUGGGCUCUGGUGAUGAUGAGGGUACAGAAGCAGGAGAUGACAAGGGCAGCCACGAUGUCAGUCAGGGCCAGGAGGACCCGUCUCAUCAGGGGAAACAGGACAACAGAGGUCAGGGUUCAGUUGGUAGUGAGGAUGACAACUCUAAAGAGAAAGAAGGCUCCCCAGGUGGAUGUGAUGGAGACAACACCUCUAGCAGCGAGGAGAACAAUGGUCUCGAAGAAGGCAAUGGCAGCCAGGCUGUGCAAGAAAACCAGAAGCUCAGUCACAAAGGCAGCGGAGGAGGUCCAGACGGCGGAGUCACCUGCCAGUCAGAAGCGUGUCCUCUUGGGAAGAGCCAAGACCAGGGCGUAGAGACCGGAGGCCCCAGCGCAGGUACCACAAGGAAUGUCACCAAUGAACCUGAGAAACACGGUGAAAGUCAAGAGAGCAAUGGGCGCCGGGGGAAGGAGGUGGACCACGGGACCAGCCCGAGGCCAGGGGAGCCUGGCCGGCCUCAAGGGCCCGUCGAGGACUCAGAAGCCCCGAGCAAAACGGGGCGCAGCAAGGUAGUGAGCGGCAGCAGCAGCGACGACGUGCGCGACAGCUACGACUUGGAUGACGAGUCCAUGCAAGGAGACGAGCCCAACAGCAGCGACGAGUCUGCCGGAAGGGACGGUGCCAGCUCAGAAGGCGACAGUGAGAGCGGCGGCCGCGGGGACGCUUCCCCCAGCUCGGAGGAGUCAAGAGACGCCGGCCACGGCAGUGACUCCGACGGCGGCGAUGAGGACAGCAGCGACGGCACAUCUGAUGCCGAGGACAGCGACGGGGACAGUGAGAGCGAUGACAAGGACGACAGUGACAGUGACAGCAGUGACAGUGACAGCAGUGACAGCAGCAGUGACAGUGACAGUGACAGCAGCAGUGACAGUGACAGUGACAGCAGCAGUGAUAGUGACAGUGACAGCAGUGACAGCAGCAGUGACAGCAGCAGUGACAGUGACAGUGACAGUGACAGUGACGACAGUGACAGCAGCAGUGACAGUGACAGCAGUGACAGCAGUGACAGUGACAGCAGCAGUGACAGCGACAGUGACAGCAGCAGUGACAGUGACAGUGACAGCAGCAGUGACAGUGACAGUGACAGCAGUGACAGUGACAGUGACGACAGUGACAGUGACAGCAGCAGUGACAGUGACAGUGACAGCAGCAGUGACAGUGACAGCAGUGACAGCGACAGUGACAGCAGUGACAGCGACAGUGACAGCAGUGACAGCGACAGUGACAGUAGUGACAGUGACAGCAGUGACAGCAGUGACAGUGACAGCGACAGUGACAGUGACAGCAGCAGUGACAGUGACAGCAGCAGUGACAGUGACAGUGACAGCAGUGACAGUGACAGCAGUGACAGCAGUGACAGUGACAGCAGUGACAGUGACAGCAGUGACAGUGACAGCAGCAGUGACAGUGACAGCAGUGACAGUGACAGCAGUGACAGCAGUGACAGUGACAGCGACAGCAGUGACAGCAGUGACAGCGACAGUGACAGCAGUGACAGCGACAGUGACAGCAGUGACAGUGACAGUGACAGCAGCAGUGACAGUGACAGCAGUGACAGUGACAGCAGUGACAGCAGUGACAGUGACAGCAGCAGUGACAGCGACAGUGACAGCAGUGACAGUGACAGUGACAGCAGUGACAGCAGUGACAGCAGUGACAGCAGUGACAGCAGUGACAGCAGUGACAGUGACAGCAGUGACAGUGACAGCAGUGACAGCGACAGUGACAGUGACAGCAGCAGUGACAGCAGUGAUAGUGACAGCAGCAGUGACAGCGACAGUGACAGUGACAGCAGUGACAGUGACAGUGACAGCAGUGACAGUGACAGUGACAGUGGCAGUGACAGCAGUGACAGUGACAGUGACAGCAGUGACAGUGACAGUGACAGCAGCAGUGACAGCGACAGUGACAGCAGCAGUGACAGCAGUGACAGUGACAGCAGCAGUGACAGCAGUGACAGUGACAGCAGCAGUGACAGUGACAGCAGUGACAGCAGUGACAGUGACAGUGACAGCAGCAGUGACAGUGACAGCAGUGACAGCAGUGACAGUGGCAGUGACAGCAGUGACAGUGACAGCAGUGAUGAGAGUGAUAGCAAGUCUGUUAAUGGCCACAACACAAGCGACAGUGACAGUGACAGUGACGGCAGUGACAGUGACCACUCAACCAGUGACGACUAGAGCACAGAAGCCCAGACCCUGUGUGUGGGCCUUUGGGGAGAAGUGGAGGCAGCGGGGACUCCUCACCCACGGGGGACAGGCGAGGAGCAGGUCCUGUGGGACCCACAGCUCGCGGGGAACCGAGUCAAACCUGGAUUUGGAGCCAAGCUCAACUCUCUCAGAGAAGAUCUGGGUGACCAACCUUGGAACCUGUCUGUUAAAAUAUAUUCAUGUUCAGAAAAUAUUUUUGGAAGUUUAAGUCUAGACGUAAAAUAAUUAAAGAGAAAGUGAGGUAAUCACUUACUGUGACAUGUAGCUUUGAUUUGAAUCGUGGGUGCUUUAGAGAGUAGAGCAAGCCAAGUUACAGAAGGCCCGCAGCGCCAUCUUCAUCCUCCGGUGGUCUGAGCACCAGAGAGCUGGUCUUCAUGCUGUGGAGCGAGCGACGCUGUUCUGUGACAUUCAGCCCAACUACUGUUUCCUUUACCUGCUCUAGGAAAUACGCAUUUGUGACAUGAGCAAAACAUUGCAGCAACCAUUGGCCCCAUCCAAGGCAUGGGGACAAUCUUUGUGAUGAUAAAAUAGAGUAGUUAUGAAUUAUGGGAAUUCUGAAGAAUGAAUCAGCAAAGAGAUCUGAGGAUGGCUCGAACAAGAUCUGGCACAUGCUGUCACAUUUCUGCAAAGUCCCUAGUCCCCUGCAGUGCUUUGAACAGUGUCUCUCCUCCAGCAGUGGCUCUCAGAUCUUAAGUAAAUGGUUCUCCGUGUACCACUGUGUUAUUUUGUCUUCCAUCAGUCUCACAGGACACACUGGGUCCACAGCUUAAUCAAGAGUUGUAAAGGUGUAUGAGAACAGAGGGACCUUUUGUGGGCGCUAGGGCACUUCUGAAAGUUAGAGAGAUGGCGAGAAUGAACCACCAAGACAGGAGGUGUGGAUUGGGAUUCUCCCACGGGAACCUUAAGCCCUAAGCCUGAAGCAUAUCUUUCAAGAUUUGGCGGUGUGCUUCGCCUUUUCUCUAUUUUUCCAAUUAUGUCAGAUUUGGGUUGAAUCAAAGCUACUAGGUAUGUUAAGACAUUAGUCAACUCUAUUAUUUUAGACAGAUUUUUACCCAGCAUUUCAGGUUUUUCCUGUACUCACUUCCUUUUGCAAGAGAUCUUAGCUAAGGAAUGUUGCGAAGGCUUUGAGAUGCUUCGAUCUAUAAACUCAUCUAUGACUCCUAAACUGUAAGACACCAGGCUUCUGCUUUGCCACAGCCAUGACACGACUCCAGACCUCUUACCAGAAAACAACGGUUUAGACUGUGACUCCUACUAGAUUGCCAACUUGCCUUUUGUUAGAUUAGGUUAACUUGUGAAUCACCGCCUCCAGUACCUGCCAUACCUGGUCACAAACGUGGUGGUGAUCAGUAAACAAUGGAUAGGAAGCUCAUUGUAAACUGUAUAAGAAAUGUAAAUGAAGAGGUACUGCAUUUCAUAUUACAAUAAACAUCUGUUUACACAAUUG